This is a messenger RNA of Ciona intestinalis (vase tunicate), 2178 nucleotides long. The record is from RefSeq and is a predicted model, not a curated record. Lineage: Eukaryota; Metazoa; Chordata; Ascidiacea; Phlebobranchia; Cionidae.
AUGCUAAAGAACGGAAGGUAUGAUCCACAUAAGAGGUGCCAUAUAGGGAAGCUAAAAAUGUCAAAGGGACGCGAAUUUUAUGAAAGAGUUUUAAAAUCACCCAAAUUUGUCGUUGCACCAAUGGUGGACCAGAGUGAGUUGCCAUGGCGAUUGUUGUCAAGGAGACAUGGGGCUCAGUUAUGUUUCUCACCUAUGUAUAGUGCCAAUACAUUUGUACAUGAUCAUACUUAUAGGAACAAGGUUGUACAAGAUUUGUCUUCCACUGAAGACCAUCCCCUGAUUGUUCAAUUUUGUUCAAACUCAGCUGAGAAUUUCUUGGAAGCUUCCAAGUUGGUUGAAGGAUUAUGUGAGGGAGUGGACCUUAACCUUGGAUGUCCACAACAUAUAGCUAAGAGGGGUCACUUUGGCGCUUACUUACAAGAAGAUUGGGAUUUGAUCAUUGAGAUUAUUUCAACCACAAAACAACAUAUUGGUAUCGGGGUAACUGCCAAGAUCAGAGUUUUUAAUGAGAUUGACAAAACAGUGAAAUAUGCCCAAAUGUUGGAAACUGCCGGUUGUGACAUCAUCACAGUACAUGGAAGAACAAGAGAGCAAAAAGGUCCCAACACGGGCCUUGCUAGUUGGGAUCAUAUCAAAGCUGUUAAAGAUAACGUAGACAUCCCAGUUUUCGCAAACGGAAACAUCCAGUAUUAUUGUGACAUUAUGAGGUGUAUGGAAACUACAGGAGUAGAUGGGGUGAUGGUGGCUGAAGGAAAUCUCACUAAUCCCAUGAUAUUUCAAGAUUUAUCCACGCCAUGCAAUGUAUACGAUGUAGUGGAAGAAUAUUUUGCUCUUGUUGCGCAAUACCCAUGUCCUUUAUCAAGUGCAAGGUCGCAUAUGUUCAGAAUAUGGGCAAGAACACUAUUGAUCCAUAAAGACAUGCGAGAAAGAAUAGGAUCAGCAAACAACAUAGAUAUGUUAAAGGAAUGUAACGAAGUAUUGAAGCAACGGUGUUUAAGUGAGGAGAUGGAAUCACCCAUGUGUGACAUGAUUGACAGGUCACUCCCACACUGGGUUUGUCAGCCAUAUGUUCGUCCUAACAGACUUCCACAAGCCAACAUUACAGUUAAAGAAACACCCGAUGAAGACACACAUGUUAAACCAUCAAAAAAUGAAAUGAGACGAUUACUUAAAUAUGAGAGAAAAGUAGAAAGUAAGAGAAUAAAAAGAAAAAAGGAACAUGAGAGAAGGAGAGAAAGGGAGAAGGCAAUGGAAAAGGCAAGUGAAAUUCAACUUUCUCGAUUUGCUCGAAGUAAUUUGAAAAGAAGAGAAGUUGAUGAAAAAAUGGAAUCUGUGAUGCGUAACGAUAGUCACGCUCUGGUGGUUUGCGUUGAUUUGUCAUGGUCGCAUUCUAUGAAUGAUAAGGAGAUCAACAAACUUGCAAGUCAGCUUGGAAGGUUAUAUGGAAGUAAUAGGAAGGCUGAAGCACCCGCUCAUGUUUAUUUCACAGGUUUCAAAAAAGGGACUCUAAUAUGGAAUGAAUGCCAUCGUAAACAUAAUGGAUUUAAUGAAUAUAAGAUAUCUAUGACGGAUAAAUCACCUAUAGAAAUGUUUAAUAAUGAAAACAUAAUUUAUUUGUCCCCUGACGCAGAAACUGCUUUAUCAAAUGUUGAGGCUGGCUCAGUCUACGUUAUUGGGGGUCUAGUGGACGAAACAGUUUGUAAAAAGCUGACACUAGAUGCUGCUACAGAGCAUGGUAUUUGCACUCGUAGGUUACCUGUUAAAGAAUUCAUGAAAAAAUCUGGACGACAUAAAAAUUAUUCAACUGUGUUUGCUGUGAACCAAGUUUUCGACAUUCUGUUAAAAUAUCACUCUGCCAAAGAUUGGGUUGAAGCUUUUAAACUUGGUGUUCCUCCGCGGAAGGGUUACGUGUUUAAUGAUGACGUCAUCACAUCGUGACGUCUCUAAAACGUGAUAUCUUUUAUCGUGCAAGAGACCUGGAAUAUUAGUCCAAAAAAAUUAUGUGUGACGUCACUGGAAGAUAUUAUUUCGUCAUAAACAUGUUUUACAAAUUUUAGAAUAAUUAAUUCUUUUUUACUGUUUUAUCUUUUAGACAAAUAUUGAUUGAUUAGUAAAAAUAGCGUGUCCGGAACUCAUGUUUUUGAUUGUUUAUCCAUAAACCAAAGAUGAUUCAGAAAA